AUCUCUGGAUAUAAUAAGGUGAAGCGAGCCAAGCUGCGUCCAACAUGACAACUCUGGCUGGAGCUGUCCCAAGAAUGAUGCGACCAGCUCCCGGGCAGAAUUACCCCCGCAGCGGAUUCCCGUUAGAAGUGUCGACUCCCUUGGGCCAGGGCCGAGUCAACCAGCUCGGAGGGGUCUUCAUCAACGGCAGGCCUUUGCCCAACCACAUCCGCCACAAGAUCGUGGAGAUGGCCCACCACGGCAUCCGGCCCUGCGUCAUCUCUCGCCAGCUGCGGGUCUCCCACGGCUGCGUCUCCAAGAUUCUCUGCCGGUACCAAGAGACCGGCUCCAUCCGGCCCGGGGCCAUCGGGGGCAGCAAACCCAAGCAGGUAACGACGCCGGACGUCGAGAAGAAGAUCGAGGAAUACAAGCGAGAGAACGCCGGCAUGUUCAGCUGGGAGAUCCGGGACAAGCUGCUGAAGGACGGCGUGUGCGAUCGGAACACCGUGCCGUCAGUGAGCUCCAUCAGCCGCAUUUUGAGAAGCAAAUUCGGGAAAGGAGAAGAAGAAGAAGCCGAGCUGGAGAGGAAGGAGGCGGAAGAGAGUGAGAAGAAGGCCAAGCACAGCAUCGACGGCAUCCUCAGCGAGAGAGCUUCAGCUCCUCAGUCAGAUGAAGGGUCCGACAUCGAUUCAGAACCAGAUUUACCAUUAAAGAGAAAACAACGCCGUAGUAGAACAACCUUCACAGCAGAACAAUUAGAGGAGCUGGAGAGAGCUUUUGAGAGAACCCACUACCCUGAUAUCUACACCCGGGAGGAACUUGCGCAAAGGGCUAAACUCACUGAAGCUCGGGUUCAGGUCUGGUUUAGUAAUCGUCGAGCUAGAUGGAGGAAGCAAGCUGGGGCCAAUCAACUGAUGGCUUUCAACCACUUGAUCCCAGGUGGAUUCCCACCCACUGCCAUGCCGACUCUGCCAACAUACCAACUGUCAGAAUCCUCCUACCAGCCCACCUCUAUUCCUCAAGCGGUGUCAGACCCAAGCAGCACAGUUCACAGACCUCAGCCUCUUCCACCAAGCACCGUACACCAAAGCAGCCUCCCUUCGAACCCCGAGAGCAGUUCUGCGUACUGCCUCCCGAGCACAAGGCACGGCUUUUCCAGCUAUACGGACAGCUUUGUGCCUCCAACUGGGCCCUCAAAUCCUAUGAACCCUGCCAUUGGCAAUGGCCUUUCACCUCAGGUAAUGGGCCUCUUGACUAACCAUGGUGGUGUACCUCACCAGCCCCAAACUGACUAUGCUUUGUCACCUUUAACUGGGGGCUUAGAACCAACCACUACAGUAUCAGCUAGUUGCAGUCAAAGACUUGAACAUAUGAAAAGUUUAGACAGUCUGCCUUCAUCCCAGUCGUACUGCCCACCGACAUACAGCACCACCGGUUAUAGCAUGGACCCUGUCACAGGAUAUCAGUAUGGACAAUAUGGACAAAGUGCCUUUCAUUAUCUGAAGCCAGAUAUUGCAUAAAUGAACUGUCCACUUCAAGUUAAAACCAGUCUUGAUUCUGGUCUCACUCCAAUGUUUGGAAUGGAGUGAUCUUCCCACCAAAAUGAGGCCCAGAAUGGAGCGAUCCAACUAGAGAUAAUGGGAGUGUUGUUUUCUUUUCUCCAAUCAAUCCUUUUAAUAGACGUUUGGACAUGUUGGGUAAAGCAGCUCAACAAGACAACAACCG
Molecule: messenger RNA, 1704 nt
Organism: Euleptes europaea (tarantolino)
Lineage: Eukaryota; Metazoa; Chordata; Lepidosauria; Squamata; Sphaerodactylidae
Gene: PAX3
Product: paired box 3
Exons: 9
Coding region: 45-1499 (484 amino acids)
Biological process (GO): anatomical structure development; regulation of transcription by RNA polymerase II
Molecular function (GO): RNA polymerase II cis-regulatory region sequence-specific DNA binding; DNA-binding transcription factor activity, RNA polymerase II-specific
Source: RefSeq, a predicted model, not a curated record